This is a messenger RNA of Kwoniella botswanensis, 540 nucleotides long. Its product is annotated as peptidyl-prolyl cis-trans isomerase H. Gene Ontology annotation, biological process: protein peptidyl-prolyl isomerization. Gene Ontology annotation, cellular component: intracellular membrane-bounded organelle. Lineage: Eukaryota; Fungi; Basidiomycota; Tremellomycetes; Tremellales; Cryptococcaceae. Gene Ontology annotation, molecular function: peptidyl-prolyl cis-trans isomerase activity. Bases 1 to 540 code for a protein of 179 amino acids. The record is from RefSeq and is a predicted model, not a curated record. The transcript is spliced from 8 exons.
AUGGCGUCUUCACUCGACCCGCCAGCAGGUGUGACCCGACCGGUAGUAUUCUUCGAUGUCAGUAUUGGAGAUACUCCAGCGGGGAGGAUAAAAAUGGAGCUGUUCAGCGACAUAACACCAAAGACAGCAGAGAAUUUCAGACAGUUAUGUACAGGUGAACAUCGAGUCAACUCGAUACCGCAGGGAUAUAAGAAAGCGACUUUCCACAGUAUUCCCCAAUUCAUGAUCCAAGGAGGCGACUUUAUACGUAACGACGGUACAGGUUCUUUCUCCAUAUAUGGCGCUCAAUUUGAAGAUGAGAAUUUCAAAGUGAAACAUACCGGACCGGGCCUGUUGAGUAUGGCUAAUUCGGGUCCUGGUACAAAUGGAUGUCAAUUCUUCAUCACCUGCGCACCAGCAGAAUUCUUAGAUGGUAAACACUGUGUAUUCGGGCGGGUGAUCGACGGGUUAUUGACCGUGAGGAAGAUCGAGAACGUACCUACCGGAGCUAACAAUAGACCAAAAUUGGUAGUCAGGAUAACAGAAUGUGGUGAGAUGUAA